Messenger RNA from Myotis myotis, 507 nucleotides. It is a transcript of the gene BANF2, whose product is annotated as BANF family member 2. The record is from RefSeq and is a predicted model, not a curated record. NCBI's taxonomy places the organism in Eukaryota, Metazoa, Chordata, Mammalia, Chiroptera, Vespertilionidae. Gene Ontology annotation, molecular function: DNA binding.
AUGGAUGAGGCCUUGAACGUGACCUCUGGAAGCUUACAUUCUCUGAGCAGCCACACGCUUACGAGGCUGACUUCAUCCACACCCCAUUGAGUUCCACUCCCCUGGACAGUAUUACUGGUUUAUGGGUAGACGUGUUGCCUGGUUCUGGCCAAUGAACUAAGGGAAGUUCUACAGAAGAUGCUCUGGGCACACCAAGAAGAAAUGGCCUCUCCUUCCUUUGAAAGUCUCCAUAGAAUGAAUCACAUGUCUCCCAGGUUGAGAGCUUUCCUCUCUGAACCCAUUGGAGAAAAGGAUGUUGUCUGCAUAGAUGGGAUCAGCCAUGAACUUGCAAUCAAUUUGGUCACCAAAGGUUUCAACAAGGCCUACACCCUGCUGGGACAGUUUCUUCUGAUGCACAAGAACGAAAUGGAGUUUCAGAGAUGGCUCAUUUGUUGUUGUGGUGCCACGGAGCGUGAGGCCCAGGAGAGCACUAACUGCCUGAAGGAGUGGUGCUCCUGCUUCCUAUGA